GCUCUCUUCCGCCCCCACCUCCACCUCCGCCUCCCCUACCCUUCUCUGCUCAGGGCUGUUCCACCCUCCCCGUCCGCUGGAACAACUUCGGAGGCAACAAACCCAAAACCGACGUCACUGCACGCACGCAUAGGUCAGGUACCUCCCACCUUCUAGGAGGUACAUUUCUCCGACACACCAUACAUGUAGCCCUACUUGCCCUAACUCCUACCUGCUACCUCCUAACCGGUCAUCCCUUCUGCGCCGUGUAGCCAUAAUUGGCUUCGACCUGUGCUCUCCCUCCCUCUGCACCACCCGCGCCCGCGUAACGACGUGGCCGCCGGGCAUCAUGUCAACGACAGUGGAUGGUGACCCGCCUGUGGAAACACCGCCAUGACGUCCUGUCACUCGCUCUAUUCUCGGCUGCUAAUAUAACACGUCGAUCACGUACCUGACCUUCCACGUUCUCCUUCGACACAUGCUCGACAGCACACGACUAAACCGUCGCGCGUGCCUGGGCAUUCUCCCACCGUCUUUGGAAUGAGUCCCUCAAAAGGCCGCCCUGAACUGGGCGCAGAGAAAUCGAGUAAGCCGCCACAUGCCAAAAAGUCCAAACGACGCGCUCCCCGAGGCUUUCGAGAUCGACCAUGGGUUCCUGGCAAGACACUCCCUACAUACACGGGGCCUUAUCCUGUGGGUAGCAUGGAAAUUGAAUGUCCGGCCUCGAAUCCGAGAGCCUUCUCGCAUAUCACUCGCAACAAACGCCACAUCCUGCAGCUCGAGACCGUGCUCAUGACCAUCUACUAUCCCGCUGCCAUUGACCAAGAAGAGAAACUUCCGAAGACGAGCAGUCGAUUCUCUCGGGAGCUCUGGCUCGGCAGACCCCGAGUCUCGAUUGCUCAAGGAUAUGGAAAAUUCGCGGGCGUAGGCUCAUUGGCUGUUCCCGUCUUUGCGACCACAAUGCUCACGAAGCUCCCGGCCUUUCGAAAUGCACCCAUUGCCCGCUACUGGGCUCCAGAAGCGGAUACGAAGACGGAAGGCUUGAAGGCCAAGCACGAGGCGGGUACGAAGCCGAACGAGAGCUCGUCGGACGAACCUCAGUUUCCUGUGAUACUGUUUUCCCAUGGGCUGGGGGGCACCAGGACCAUGUAUUCUUCAGUCUGUGGUGAAUUUGCCAGCUACGGCUUUAUCGUGAUUGCAGUGGAGCAUCGUGACGGUUCUGGUCCACGAACGUACAUCAAUCAUGCGAAGCGCGGGGAGGGAAGCGCAAGCGACCUCGAAACUCGAGGCAAACUGGACCACGAUCCCCAUGAGAAGGAACGAGGGUACAGUAUCAUAGACUACAUCUUCCCCAAGGACAAUCCGCUCGAUACCUCUCCAUUGAACGAGAAAGGCGUGGAUACCGAACUUCGAGAUGCACAAAAAGAUUUGCGCCUGGCGGAGAUUGAGGAAGCCUACGGCGUCUUUACCGAGAUCAUCAAGGGUAAUGGUCAAAUGAUUUCCGACAAAAAUCUGAGGAGAAAGGGGUACAAAGGGAGCUCGCGUCAUGGGCUGGAGGGUGUAGAUUGGUCGCAAUGGAAAGAUCGAGCUCGACUCGACCACGUCACAGCUGCUGGACACUCGUUCGGAGCGGCAACCACAGUCGACAUUCUACGGCAGAGCGAGCGAUUCCAUUACGUUUCGCAAGGCAUUCUCUACGAUGUCUGGGGCGCCGGAACUCGAGGAGCGGACGACAACGAACCGAAGCAGCGAGUGCAAGCACCUGUCUUGGCGAUCAACAGCGAAGCCUUCACAUAUUGGCCAAGCAACUUUGAGCUCGUGGAAUCGAUUGUCAAAGAGGCCGAGAGUGAACCCUUGCCUAGUCCAGCAUGGCUCUUGACGAUCCGUGGCACAGUACACAUUUCGCAGUCGGACUUCAGUCUGCUAUAUCCGCACGUGUCCAGUUUGCUGUUGAAGAUGACGGCAUGUCCACGGAGAGCGUUGGAUUUGAACAUUAAUGCUUCCCUCGAAUUCCUCGAUCAAACCUUACCCGCAGACCUGGCCGCGGUGAAUCGAGCGUACCAGAACGAGAAGCUGUUGGAGCAGUCGCCCAAUCCGCUCGAGCGCAUCUCGUCCAACCUGUUACAUAAGCCCACAAACGAGAAAUGGAUCGCGGCGCGGCUGCACAUUCCGCACGAGUGGCUCUAUCGUCUGAGUCCUCGCCUCUUUCGCGAACUGUCACGCCGGGAGGAUAAGCGCAAAGGCAGAGUCAUCGAGGCGGGCGAUGAGGUCUGGUUACAUUGCAAGCCUACGGAGAAGAGUCUCAAGCAGUACUUGGAUCGUACGGGCAGAUCGACAUCCGAUGCUGUCCAUCAGAAGACGUCGGAUGGUACCACCACUGCAGAGCCGGUCAUCCCGCAAAAUCCUCCCCUCUAGCCGAAAUCUUGGCUUCGUCGUCACAGUCGCACCGUCCUCCUCUUAGUCAGGCACCAUGCAGUAGCUCAAAUGGGCACAAUUCGCAAGCGCAGCUGUUGCGACACAACGUACAACCCACUACUAGUGGGUGACUGCGCAGAGUUUCGAAGAGAAAUGGGCUGCAUCCGAGCCAUGUCUCAUCGACGGGCUCUCCAUUCUUCUGUCCAGGAUGUGCAGAAUUGCAUCCAACGCCUUGCUCAUCGUUGGUGAGAAUGAUUUUCCUCUACGAUGCUAAUUCUGCCAGAGCAGAGUCUUUCGGAACGAGACGUCCGCCACUCACGCUGUACACUCUCGGUCGGUCGCGACCAUGUAGUCAGCUGGGGUGAUCGUGGCCUCCCGGCCGAGGCUCCCGAUUGAUAUGUGUCAGGGGAUACUCUUGCUUCGUCUCGACGGGUUGUGAGUGCAGAGGCGAUGGAGGCCCACGACUGAUACUGGGACUGAUACUGUUCACACUCCGGCCGUCCCCUUCGAUGCUCUCCAAGUCGUCGUGGUCUCGCAUGCCUUCUGGUUUCACGUCACGCAACUGCUCUACGUAGUCGUAGGCGAACUCGCCGAGCUCGGUAUCAUCGAUUCCCACUUCUUCUUCCUCGGGAGUGGCUCGGAGCUUCAGGCUGGGAAGCCAACGAGAGAGAAAGGACAGGGUCAACAGAAUGAUGCAGGUCAUGGCAAAAGAGUACGUCAUUCCCGUCACCGAGUCAGCCAAUUGAAUGGCAAGCUGAACCCAGUGUUGGUUGAUCCAGCCGCCAUCAAUCUUGGUGACGCCGUCCAGAUGCGCAAUGUAGUCGGCGGCGAAGAAGCCCGUGAGCAGGUUGCCGAGGAGACCGCCAAUGCCAUGUACGGCGAAGAUGUCCAGGGCGUCAUCGGCACCCAGGUAAUACUUGAGCUGGGUGGCGAAAUUGCAUCCAAUUCCCGCCGUCAAUCCAUAGACGACGGCCGCCCAGGCGGGGAUGAAGCCCGAUCCCGGUGUCACGCAGACCAGACCGCUGAUGACGCCCGAACAGAAGCCGACAGUGCUCCAUUUCUUCUCGAGGCGGUAGUCGACCAGACACCAAGUGACGCCCCCGACGCAUGCGGCGAGGUUGGUCACGAGCGCAGCCAUGACUGCUCUCAGGUUGGCACCCAAUGCGCUUCCCGCAUUGAAGCCAAACCAGCCGACCCAGAGGAAGACGGUGCCGAUCACAAUGUAGGUGACAUUGUGAGGACGGUAGUUGAGUGCGUGCGUGCCAUGCCCUUUGCGCUUGCCCAGAAUGUAACUGUAGGCCAAUGCUGCAGUUCCACUGGAGAUGUGCACGGGAGUGCCACCAGCGAAGUCCAGACCUCCCAAUUUAUAUGACCAGCCAGCGGGAUUCCAGGUCCAGCAGGCGAUGGGAUCGUAGACGAGCGUGGUCCACACAAACAUGAAGAUGACACAAGGGAGCAGUCGGCCUCGCUCGCUGACGGCUCCUGUGGCCAAGGCGACGGUAAUGGAAGCGAACAUUCCCUGGUAGACACAGUAGAGCAGGUCGGGAAUGCGCGUUGAUCCCACGGACGGACGGGCGAGGACAUCUCGCAGGCCAAAGUUGGACAGGUCGCCAAUGAAGGAGGAUGCAGUGUGGCUGAAGGCCAGUGAGUAGCCCCAGAAGAACCAUUGGAAGCUGACGACGGCAGUGGCCAUGGUGCUGAGCCAGAUGAGAGAAAGGGCGGAUUUGCGGCGAGCCAGGCCCGAGUAGAAGAAGCUGGAAGACGACAUGUCAGUACAGUGUAUUGGCAUUUCGCGAUACGGCCAGGAAGUCGUUGACUUACCCCACUCCAGGAAUCAUCAACAGCACGAGGGCAGUGGCGGUGAUGACCCAGGCGAUGUCGCCGCUCGCAUAGUAGAUAUUGACUGCAUUUUUGGUGAGCAGCUGUUUGGUUAUUACAUUCCUGGGAUCAGAAGAGUGGAGGUGAAGAGGGGUGAGGGGUGAGGGGAGGCGGGCACUGGAGGACAUACGGUCUUCAGUGAGCGAGUCGCCACCAGUGGGCGCGGUGCCAUUGUAUUUGGCGACGCUCAUAUUGGGGGACAGGAGGUCGACUGGAGGUGGAUGAUGUUGUUGUUCCUAGGGAGGGGGAUAGAGAGGAAGAAAGGGAGAGAGAGGGAGAGAGAAAGAGAGAGAGAGAGAUGUCCCAGAUUCGGGAGUUGGUGGUCUGGUGGUCUGGUGCAAAGAAGCCACGUGAAGAUUCGAAGCGGAGCCGGGUGGCAGAAGGAGAGAUCAAGAAUGGAGGAGGAUUGACGGUGACAGAAGCAUAAUAGAGUGAUUUGCUUCUUGCAGUGCCGGGUUGCUCGAAUGCCGGGCGUGGGAGGGUUUACAUGGCAGUAGACUCGGCACUACUACAUGUACUAGUGAGUGAGUGAGUGAGUGAGUGAUGGGAUGAGAUCAACAAUCAAAAGAUGAGGCGAGGUGGGACUCGAAGUGUCAAGAGUGUCAAGAGUGUCAAGAGGUGUCGAGAGAGAGGGAG
Molecule: messenger RNA, 4908 nt
Organism: Sphaerulina musiva SO2202
Lineage: Eukaryota; Fungi; Ascomycota; Dothideomycetes; Mycosphaerellales; Mycosphaerellaceae
Exons: 4
Coding region: 520-2394 (624 amino acids)
Molecular function (GO): 1-alkyl-2-acetylglycerophosphocholine esterase activity
Source: RefSeq, a predicted model, not a curated record